Molecule: messenger RNA, 972 nt
Organism: Halichondria panicea
Lineage: Eukaryota; Metazoa; Porifera; Demospongiae; Suberitida; Halichondriidae
Product: Golgi resident protein GCP60-like
Exons: 5
Coding region: 67-924 (285 amino acids)
Cellular component (GO): Golgi membrane
Molecular function (GO): fatty-acyl-CoA binding
Source: RefSeq, a predicted model, not a curated record
UGUGCUGUCUCAGCUUUUUUAUUGUUCACAGGAGCUAGCUAGACAAGUCUAGAGUAGAAGUUAAAGAUGUCAACCAUCACCUCAAAGAAAGAGGUAAAGACUAUCUGGGACAUUCCACUGGAGAGUUUGUAUUCUCUUGUGACUGACUUCUACAAGAAAGAGAAGGACACUAUAGUGCUGGACUAUGAGCAGAAGAUCAGGUUGUUGGCGUUCUUCAAGCAAGAAAAGCUCGGCCCGUUUAGUUCCGAUAAAGACAGUGAUACUGGCUACUUUGACGUUGUCGGCUCACACAGAAGGAAAGCGUGGAUCUCCCUGAGAGACAUGAGUAACGAGGAGGCCAGACAAGGACUUAUCAAACUAUUGGACGCAGCCACCCCGAGGCUAAAGGACUAUGCCCUACAACGCUGGAGGGAGGAGCAACGGCAACUGGAGAAGGAGAACUGUCAAGAUCAGAGGGAGGAGAAAAUCACGCAAUCAGCACCCACCCCCCCUAAACCUGUGGCCAUGAAGAGUGUACUGGCACCAGCUGCACUAUGGUGUACUCCCAAAGCCGCUCGGGACUUUAUCAGUCAAAUCAGCACAUCACCUGAUCACAGAGUGGAGGUUGGACCGGGGGAAGCUCUCACAAUACAAGUGCCCACCAGCACCAAAGCAUCGGCCAUUUUCUGGGAGUUUGUGACUGAGAAAGAGGACAUUGGAUUUGGCCUGCGUUAUCAGCGAUCUCCGGGGGAGGGCGUUGCAACGUAUCCAGUAGACCAGCUGCUCCCGGUGACAAAGAGAGACUGCUCUGAAGACUUGAUACUAGGCAGCCAUCAGUAUAUGACUCAGGGAACAUACAUGCUUCAGUUUGAUAACUCUCAUUGUACUAGCUGUAAGAUAGUGUAUUACAAAGUGUUCUAUCAAACCUCUACACCAAGCCAAUAGCUCUAACACAUGUACAUUAUGUAUCAAAUGAAUAUCUCUUUUGUUGAA